Molecule: messenger RNA, 1440 nt
Organism: Symbiodinium sp. CCMP2592
Lineage: Eukaryota; Dinophyceae; Suessiales; Symbiodiniaceae
Source: the annotation of a GenBank genome assembly
AUGGCCCAGGCAGGUCAGGUGGCUCAGCAGCAGCGUCGGCCCAACCAGGACUACACGAGUGCCUGGCACUUGUUCACGGAGCGGCAGUGGACGAGAGUGAGCAGCAAGCUGACUCUGCGAGAGAAGGCCGAGUGUGUCUUGGAGGAAGCCUGGCUUCAGCUGGGGAUGCGGCUCCCUUCUGAAACGACACUGGCGACUUUUACGGCCGUUUGCUUUCUGCUCAGCUCGGACAACGCGACAACAGCAAGCACUUGGCAGCUUGCUACUUCCUACCAGACAGUCAAGUCUGUUUGGAAAAGCCUUUCGAAGCGUUUGUUAAGGGUUCCGGAAGUGGAGCCAAGGGCACCUUUUCUACAGGUACUGCCUCAGAACUUCAACCAGCUUCCACAAGAGCUUCGGCUUCGCUUUGGGACUUCGCUCCCUGCGACCGUUGUGAACCGCCCGGUUCAGGACCAGGACGUUGCUCUUCUGACCGCCCGUGUGCCGAUGAGGAGCCAGUCCAGCGGCCACGUUGCGGCCCCGGGUUCGGAGGGAGAUGCGUUCCAAAGGGCCAUGGUGGGAUUCAUGCAUCAGAUGUCUGCGAGGCAGCAGAUGCAGCCGGAUCUUCUGCCCGGCUUGCAGAUCUUCAGGCAGUCCGGUCGGCAAGCUGCGGCCUCGCAGCAGCAGCUGCCUGCGACUCCGACAACUGCAGCCUCUGUUGCAGCCGCGCCACAGCUCGCGCUUCCGGCCCCACCAGCGGCUUCGGCAGCGCCACAGCUAGCUCUUCCCGCCCCAGCAGCUUUGCCGAGCACGCUUGUUGCAGGCUCGACGGAGGCCCCACAGCCGCAGGACAGUCCUCGUGAGCAAGCCUUGGCUUUGGCGAACCAGGUUCCUCAACCAGGCGCGGAACCUGCUUCGCAGGUGGCCUCGGUGCCAUCUGCUGCUGGGCUUGCUUCCUUGCUGCAGGAAAGGCGCGACUUGGAAAAGGAGCAGAAGGUCGAAACGGCACAGGGCAAGGAGCAGGGGCCUUCUGAGGAGACGACCAAGAAGUCGACGAAGCCCGGCCUCAAAGCGAGGCCUGCGGCCUGCCCAGGUCUUCUGAAGCGUCCGGCUGCUGUGUGCCAGGUUCAGGAACCCCCGGCCAAGAAGCAGCGACCCGAGCCCGAGACGCUGCAGAAACCACGCAAGCAGAAGCCAGAAGCAGCGACGUGUGCCAGCACAAAGGCAGGGAACAAGUACAGCAACGAGACUGCGCACGCCGUGAACUGGGGUGUUUGCAAGGUUGAGUACUACACUCACAAGAGCUACAUUCGCAAAUGGGAAGGGGGCAAGCUCAAGAUGAUCAUCGGCGCCUGCAGCGGUGAUCACCAGAAGGUUUGCCAUGCUCUGUGGCCUCACGUUAAGAAAGGCGCCAGCCUUGCAAAGCUGCAGGAGCUGCGAGAGAAACUGAUGAGCAGGUAG